Messenger RNA from Ictidomys tridecemlineatus (thirteen-lined ground squirrel), 7451 nucleotides. NCBI's taxonomy places the organism in Eukaryota, Metazoa, Chordata, Mammalia, Rodentia, Sciuridae. The record is from RefSeq and is a predicted model, not a curated record.
GGCUACAGGAAGUGCAUUGAAGAUUUUAAUGCAUGAAUUAUGCAUGCCGUGCUCAUUCUGUGCUCAUUCUUUAGUCUCCAAGCAGAAUGACAGGGUUUGUGAAGUCGCCUCAGAUAGUUUCUUGCAUUAAGUGACUGCAGUAAAAUGCUUAAUAUUUUCAGGCAUAGAAGCAGCAUUGACUCGGGCCAGCCGAAUUUGGAAGAUGUAAACCCCCCAGCUCACAGCACAGAGGCUUUAUUUGAAAGUAUUGCUAUGUAGAGAGCCAGCUUUGCAGUCAUCUAACCUGUUCUCCCCAGAAGGUUGGCUGAAGGAUGGGAGCGGCUGUGCCUGCCUCUGAGGUCACAGCUUGAAGUCCUUUUAACUUGCCUUCUGCUGCAGGAGAGAGGCGUAUUGUGGUGUAACUGUCGCUGCGUUUAUUCAAAUGGACAAUUUGCAAUAGAUAUAAUACCCAGAACGGCAGAUAAUUCAACGUAUGAGGUGUUUAAUACUACCCAACUGCCAAACAGCUAAAGCUUUUUAUUUUCUUUUUCUUUUUUUGGAAAAUUGAACGAAUUUCUAUUAAACAUAAGAUGAAAAUGUGGUUGCUGGUCAGUCAUCUGAUGAUAAUCUCUUUUACAACAUGUCUAGCAGAGUUUACAUGGCACAGAAGGUAUGGUCAUGGAGUUUCUGAGGAGGACAAAGGAUUUGGACCAAUUUUUGAGGAGCAACCAAUCAAUACCAUUUAUCCAGAAGAAUCACUGGAAGGAAAAGUUUCACUAAACUGUAGGGCACGAGCCAGCCCUUUUCCAGUUUACAAAUGGAGAAUGAAUAACGGAGAUGUUGACCUGACAAGUGACCGAUACAGUAUGGUGGGAGGAAACCUUGUCAUCAACAACCCUGACAAACAGAAAGAUGCUGGAACGUACUACUGUUUGGCAUCAAAUAACUAUGGGAUGGUCAGAAGCACUGAAGCAAUCCUGAGCUUUGGGUAUCUGGAUCCUUUCCCACCCGAGGAACGCCCUGAGGUCAGAGUGAAAGAAGGAAAAGGAAUGGUACUUCUCUGUGACCCCCCAUACCAUUUUCCAGAUGAUCUUAGCUACCGCUGGCUUCUAAAUGAAUUUCCUGUAUUUAUCACAAUGGAUAAACGAAGGUUUGUGUCUCAGACAAAUGGCAAUCUCUACAUUGCAAACGUUGAGGCAUCUGACAAAGGCAAUUAUUCCUGCUUUGUAUCCAGUCCUUCAAUUACAAAGAGUGUGUUCAGCAAAUUUAUCCCACUCAUUCCAAUACCUGAACGAACAACAAAACCAUAUCCUGCUGAUAUUGUAGUUCAGUUCAAGGACAUAUAUGCAUUGAUGGGUCAAAAUGUGACUUUAGAGUGUUUUGCACUUGGGAAUCCUGUUCCUGAUAUCCGAUGGCGGAAGGUUCUAGAACCAAUGCCAAGCACUGCUGAGAUCAGCACCUCUGGAGCUGUCCUCAAGAUCUUCAAUAUUCAGCUAGAAGAUGAAGGCAUAUAUGAAUGUGAGGCUGAGAAUAUUAGAGGAAAGGAUAAACACCAAGCAAGAAUUUACGUUCAAGCAUUUCCUGAGUGGGUAGAACAUAUCAAUGACACAGAGGUGGACAUUGGCAGUGAUCUCUACUGGCCUUGUAUAGCCACAGGGAAGCCCAUCCCUACAAUCCGGUGGCUGAAAAAUGGAUAUGCGUAUCAUAAAGGGGAACUGAGACUAUAUGAUGUGACUUUUGAAAAUGCUGGAAUGUAUCAGUGCAUAGCUGAAAACACAUAUGGAGCCAUUUAUGCAAAUGCUGAGUUGAAAAUCUUGGCUUUGGCUCCAACUUUUGAAAUGAAUCCUAUGAAGAAAAAGAUCCUGGCUGCUAAGGGAGGAAGGGUUAUAAUUGAAUGCAAACCUAAAGCAGCACCUAAACCAAAGUUCUCCUGGAGUAAAGGAACAGAGUGGCUUGUCAACAGUAGCAGAAUACUCAUUUGGGAAGAUGGUAGCUUGGAAAUCAAUAACAUUACAAGAAAUGAUGGUGGUGUCUAUACAUGCUUUGCAGAAAAUAAUAGAGGGAAAGCUAAUAGCACUGGGACUCUUGUCAUCACAGAUCCCACACGAAUCAUAUUGGCCCCAAUUAAUGCUGAUAUCACUGUCGGAGAAAAUGCCACCAUGCAGUGUGCUGCGUCCUUUGACCCUGCCUUGGACCUCACAUUUGUCUGGUCCUUCAAUGGCUAUGUGAUUGACUUUAACAAAGAGAAUAUCCAUUACCAGAGGAAUUUUAUGCUGGAUGCCAAUGGUGAGCUGCUCAUUCGAAAUGCCCAGCUGAAACAUGCCGGAAGAUAUACAUGUACCGCUCAAACAAUUGUGGACAAUUCUUCAGCUUCAGCUGACCUUGUUGUUCGAGGUAAAAACAGAAAAAAUGGAGAGAAAAGCAUGGCGGAUCCCUUUCUCCCCGUCUGUGCAAGCCUGCCUCCAACCUGGUGAUCGUUCACACUCACCAUUUGUGUGAAAGCCUUGUUGUUGUUGUUUUAUUUUUUUUUAAUAUGAUACUAGAUUCGACUAAUUAACUCAGUCUCAUAGUUUCUGCAAUUUUCCUCCUGCAAACUAGUUUUUAGAAGAUGUUUCCCCAUUGAAACUUCUAAACAUAAAAUAUUCUUUUUAGAUAUAAUUAUGAAGCUUCACUAAUAACUGCAAAAAACAAAAUGCCUAGUGAACUAACCUCAUAUAGUGGUCAAGUGAAAGUUUUGUGUUUCCUGUCUUGUUUUUCUUUGAAACUAUAAAUCUCAGAAGUUAGCUCAUUACCUGAAAAAAAUUUAUGAAGAACUGGCGAAGUAUAACAGGAGUAUUGCCACUGAAUGGACUAUUUGAUUUAUUUGAGCAGGUAAUGAACAAUGUUGCUGUCCAAUCCACCAAUGCAUCACCUUAAUUAGGACAUAAAAUAAGAGGAGCGAUGCUCCAGCAGCUUUUCCUAUCCUAGUGCCAUCCAUAGUCUUUGGUAGGAAAGAGGAAAAGGAGCAAUAACCAAAGAAAAGUGGCCACGUCCCUGAAGGGACUGGGAACAAUUACUGGGAUUCAGAAGUAAACACGGACAGUAUGGGUAGGAAAACAUCAUCUCUGUAGCAAGAUUUAUGGGAAGAUGGCUAAGCCACUAACAAUGCGCACUUAUGAUGAAUUUUAUUAACUGUAGCCAUCAGCUUUCUUUUUGAGAGGAAGGUUGAGAUAUUUAUUAGAAGGACUUGGGCAGAUGUGGAAGGAUUAAUAUGGAAGUAUAUAACUAUUUCUGGGACUACUUAAAUUUCAUGAUUUGAAAAUACUUCCCUUCUUUAGUUAAAGAAACAUAUUUAAAAUUCUUGUUUCUUCACAAUAAUAUUUUUGUUCUUUAUAGACAGUUUUAUAUUUAGAUAUGAGAUAGUUUUCAGGCUUCUCAUUUAGUAACUCUAGCAACUCCAUCUGUGGUUUGAAGAAUGCUCUGGAAAGCCCUGAGGGAUAUAGAUAUUUCCAUCAUUACAUAUAGUUUUAUUUUAAAAAUAAUUUAUUAGUCAUCUUAAAAGAAUAAAUGUCUCUGAUUCAAGAUCUUACUUCCAUCUUUUAUAUUUUGUAAACUCAGCUGGCAUCACAGAAAGAAGUGCCUUAGAAUUUGAACUAAAAGUCUAGACCAAUUUGUGUGUUAAUAAGUUAUGUAAAAUCAUGUUGAGGGUUUUGAAGUGUCUGUAAACAUCACCAUGGAGACAUGUGUCUGAGUCAUUAUUGUGGGCAUCUUCCUACAUAGUCCAUAUCUGAAAUUAAUUAUACCACCAAGGACAGCUAGGAAUAUAGUUUGAGAAUGAAAGAGGAGAAGUUAUAUUAGAAACCACAUGACAAGGAUGAUGGGAACAGGAAAGGGAGAACAUUCUUAUUUAAACAAACUAUACUGAUAUCAAGUAGGAAAAGUAUACAGAUUCAUUGGCCUUCUUCUUGCUUCAAUCUCUUUCUAAUUAGAAUCUAAGUUCACUUUUAUUGAUGUCAGAUGUUAAUAAAACUAGUAAGCUCCUAUUACAUGGUAGACAUAUUUAAUACUUAGCUUUAUCCUAGUACAGUUUCAAACAUCAACAAGACCACACAACACUGAUUUGCAUUGAUAAUAAAUGCAUUUAUAAUGGGCAUUAAUAUGCAUCUUAAAGUAGAGCCAUUGCUUUAACUAAAAUUUUCAGGUCAAGAGCAGUAAUAAGAGGGAGUUUAAUUUUAGGUAAAGAAGACCUGCCUUAACAUAACUGAUGUUCUUUAUCUCCCAGCAACUUUCAUUUUAAGAUUAUCUUAUUUUAAAAAGGAAUAAUAAUCAGUUCUCAAAUUUUUUUGUUUCCUUAUCAUCUUCAAACUUUUCAUUGAAAUUUGCCGUUUUGGUAAAAAUAAACAAUGAAUCCUGGGAUAUUUUAUGUGGUGCUUUGUUUCUACUCCUUGCUGGGGAAGAAAAAGACAACAAAAUGUCAUUCUUGUUAAACACACCAGUUUGAGAUCAGCAAUGUUUAUAUUAAAAUAGCCUGCUGUGUCCAGAGGUGUCCCAAACGGACUGGUGGUUGUGAAAGCACAUUUCUAACAGUAGCUGUUAAGGAAGCCAAGUGUAGUUGUUGAAUAAGGAGAGAGCAUGUUUGGGUUCCUGCUAGGUAGUCACUGACUUCAGUGAUGGAUGAAGGGCAUGGCAUAUAUUCUUCAAGGUCUGAGUUUCAUGUCUUCUGUCCCACGUGAUUUAUUAAAAAAAAUGAGUUUCAAGUAUUGAUUGAAAAAUGUGGUCAGCUUAUUUUUAAUAUGUGAAUCACUUGGAAAAUUUAUUUGUCCUGCUAUCUUUCCUAAAAUGUUUGAAAUCUUCUCAUUUAAUAUUCUGGACACAAUUGACAAAUAAUUUGUUUUUCUGCUCAUUUUUAAAAAUUGUUUUACAUAUAAAUGGGAACUGAGUGAAAAUCAAAAAAGUCUUUUUUUCUAAAACAUUAAUUUUCAGAAAAGAUUAACAGAUAUCUGUAUGAUGGUCAAGAAAGGCUGGGGAUGAAUUGAUUAAGAAUUUAUAGAUAGGCGAUAUGAUAACCUAUGUAUUUGAGUUAGCAAAUAAGAUAACGAUUUUAAAAGCUAUAACCAAUGUGCUGUAGUUUAUGUCAUUGUUUCCAAAAUAUACACUUGUGCCCAAGAAAUUUAUAUUCUCCUCUUUAAGAAAAUAACCAAUGGAAAGUUAUCAAGACCAUUUUAAAAUGUGGUAUCAAUAAUGCUAUUUCUAAAUUGUAGUUGUUGAGAAGUUGGUCUCAAGGCAAAUUGACUGGGUACAAAUUCUUAACUUUGUCAUUUAUUAGUAGGAUGACCAUGGUCAUUUGAUUUAAUCUGUCUCUGACUAUGUUUCCUCACCUAUAAAAUAGGAAAAAUAAUAGCAUAGGAUUCAAUAUUAGUAUGAAUUAUAAAUGUUUUGGCAGUGACUUGGCUGUAAUAAGUACUCAAUGAAAAAUAUGAUUUUUAUUAACAUAUACUGUGUAAACUUCUUUUUGUGAUUUUCUGAAAAUUUUGUUAUAUAAAUUUUAUGUUGUCAUGGGUUUAUUACUUACUUAAAUAAUAUGGACAAAUCCAAGAGAACAAUAGAGUAAAACUGUUGGCAUUAAUAUAGUUCUUUAGAAAUUUUUUGCAGACUGACACAUUUGAGCUACAUGAUCUGAAUCUGCAAAUGGACAUUUUCUUACCUGGGGCAUGUUAUAACAGGCCUUGCCUGUCUCCUGUUCUGACUCUGCACUUGCCAUUGACAGGCUACGAUUCUGACAGUAAUCUUUCUAGACAUAGCAUCCUUCUACGAAACAGAUAUUGGCUUAAACAAGAUCUAAAGUGUAGGUGAUUUACAUAAAAUAUUGAACUAUCUCUGUUAUCUGCUGAAAGUCAAUGAUUUAAUAGUAAAAAUAUUGAGAACCAUGAAAAAUUUAGAGAAAGAAAAAUACAGAUGUGGCAAAGGAGACUGUCCAUUUAACUGCAGAUGAUAGGGGAUCAUUCUGGAAGUUUCCAAAGUCCUUCACUAGGUAACAAUGUGACAGUAAUGAACCUCAAUAAUUAUUUGUGAAUUCCUUUUAGCUAAUUUUGAAGGACAUAUUAUGUAAAAAUAGAACACUAACAAGGAUUUUGGUAGACCAUUAUUUAUCUCCCAUAAGGAUGGUUUUAUUGAGCACUCUUAAUGAACAGAGACUCUCCGAGAGGGAUCUUUGCAGCUAAAGAAAGAAUACAUGGGUGAAAAACAAACAUAGUAAGAAAUGGGUAAAGACGAUAGAAAAGGAAGACUAUUCAUAGUGUUAGCCUUCAGCUGAGAAGAGAAGAAACGAAAGACAGGUAGUGAUCUAACACCAUGAUUCUGAAUGGGAAAAAAUGCAAACAACCAAUAUGGAAUGGCAUCUGUGUUGUUACUUAUAUCAAAGUGGAACUCAGUCAGAGGAAUAGGCCUAAUGCAAUUAGAGGUGUCCACUCAUAGUAACAUCCUGCAAGUACUGGUAAGAAUCAGGAAACAAAAAUAGCAGCACUGCUACAGGAAUAUGAUACAUGAGAUUUAAAAAAAAAUGCAUUUCGGAAACUCCAAGGCAUGGGGUGGGAGACAUGUUAGAAAGACAGGGAUGAAAAUAAAACUAUACUCAUAAGAGCACAGAAGCAAAAAGUAUGACUUAAAUAAUUUUCUAUUAUCUCCUCCAAAUCUUUUUCUUUUUAAAAAAAUUUUUUUGUAGUUGUAGAUGGACAGCAUGCCUUUAUUUUAUUUGUCUCAUUUUUAUGUGGUAUUAAGAUCAAACCCCUCACACAUGUUAGGCAAGUGCUCUGCCAUAGAGAUACAGCCCCUCCUUUUCUUUUUCUACUCAUUUCCUUCUCUUUCUAACUCCCCAAGUAUUUAAUUAAUGAUGGUGAGACAAAUUGAUGAAAUGACUUUUCCUGGGCUAGUCAGAAUAGUAUUCCAGUCUUCCGCCUUCAUACCUCAAAUCUUUAAUAAUUAAAAUAAAAGAAAUAAAAAAAUGAAAAACUAAAAUAAUGUAUCAUAUAAUGUAUCUAAACACUUAAAAUGGAGUCAAAUUGCAGAGGUCCUUUUCAUCAGAUCAAUUUCUCUAUUUUAUGAUAAUUUAACUUUGGGAUAAAUAUUGUUCCUGUGGUUCAUUAGCACGUGACCAAGGACAACCUAAGAAGCUCUAAAGAGGUAUAGGAGGAUACUAAUAAAAGAGCUGUAUGUAGCAGUCCAUUUUUGCUGGAUUCAAUUCUUCAGUAUUUAUUGAGGGUACAGAUUGAAGGGGGUUCAAGAAAAAGGAAUUCACAGGGUCAGAAUUAUGUAUUGCUUUUUUUUUCCAUGGACAAAAGAAUCAGAAUAAGUUGUCAACUCUUAAAUAACUUCCCUUGUGCUGAGGAACAAGUAGUUCCUUAUUUUAUUUUCUGCCAUAGCAUUUUUCUCUCCAUUCUGAAAAAAAAAAAUUAAGCAAGUAACAUCAGCCUCCACUGCUUGAAAACCUUCCCUCU